Lingula anatina is the source of this 2369-nucleotide messenger RNA. RefSeq names its product serine/threonine-protein kinase pim-3. Gene Ontology annotation, cellular component: cytoplasm. Gene Ontology annotation, molecular function: ATP binding; protein serine/threonine kinase activity. The record is from RefSeq and is a predicted model, not a curated record. Gene Ontology annotation, biological process: negative regulation of apoptotic process; protein autophosphorylation; regulation of mitotic cell cycle. NCBI's taxonomy places the organism in Eukaryota, Metazoa, Brachiopoda, Lingulata, Lingulida, Lingulidae.
ACAAUGCAGCUCAACGUACGUAUAGUAGUGUAGUUCAAAUCUUCACAUCAAAAUAUUGGAGUUAGUCGCGAGGACGACAGCUCUGUGGAUUACCGUCUUUGUUAUCCUAUCUCCAUACAGUAUAAGGAUAAUACAGCAUGUUGGGUAGGAAGCACAAUAUAUUAGGAGUAUUUUCUCCGCAUCAUGGAAAUCAUCAUACGGAUAAGGAAUCUAAAGUUGGAAAAGAGAGAGAGACCUUUGAGAAGUCAUACACAGUUGGACCAGUUUUAGGAAGUGGAGGUUUUGGAACAGUGUACGCUGGAACAAGGAGAAAAGACGGAUUACCUGUGGCAAUCAAACACGUCUUGAGGCAGAAAGUUACAGAAUGGGGACAGCUAAAUGGACAAUUAUUACCCAUGGAAAUCUGUUUAAUGAGGAAAGUUUCACAUAUACCAGGAGUUGUAAGACUAAUAGAAUAUUAUGAAAGGACAGAUAGUUUUAUCAUUAUUAUGGAAAGGCCAGAGCCUGUUAAAGACUUGUUUGACUACAUCACAGAAAAAGGUGCUCUUAGCGAAGAACUAAGCAAAGACUUCAUGAGACAAGUUGUGGAGACUGUGAUAAACGUACACAAAGCUGGAGUAGUUCACAGAGACAUUAAGGAUGAGAAUAUUUUAGUAGAUCUCAGGACUGGGCAGCUGAAGCUCAUAGACUUUGGCUCUGGUGCCAUUCUCAAGGAUACCGUGUACAUUGAUUUUGAUGGGACACGCGUGUACAGCCCCCCUGAGUGGAUCCGCUGCCACAGAUAUCAUGGGCGUUCUGCGACUGUCUGGUCACUGGGUAUACUGCUCUUUGACAUGGUCUGCGGCGAUAUCCCAUUCCAAGAAGACGACCAAAUCGCCAAGGCCGAACUGACUUUCAAGGGUCGCUUGUCAUCAGAUGUUAAAGAUCUCAUCCGUAGAUGUCUGUCCAUUCGUCCAUGUGAUCGGCCAUCUCUAGAAGAAAUUCUGUCCCAUCCGUGGCUAGCACAAUCAGAGAGUGACUCUAUUGACAAACUGUCCUCAUCAGUUGAAUCGACAGGCUCUCUGGGUACCCCCAUUCCACAGCCCAUCCAGGUGGACCAGUCCUCGGACGGGUCAUCUCUGUCCAGCCAGGGGAGUGUAUGACCGCUGUCAGGCCUUGCAUCAGCGUGCAGAAUCCUGUUUUAACAACAUGUUGACAGCCGAGAGGACUUGUGCAAUAUAUAUUCCUCCUUGUGGACAUAUGCAAUGAUCAAUGCAGUGUGAGAGAGAAAGAGACAUGUGUUUGUAUAUUUAUGACGUUGUCCUGAAACUCUCCCGGAGGCACAGGUAGAACCGCUCUUGCCUCCAUUCCAGAGAGACCUCUGUUUUACAAUGUGAACUAUCCCAAGCCUCACCAGUUGUGACGACAAAGCUCUCCCAUGAGAUGCGCAAAUGAGAACAUUUUACUUGAAUCCAUCAUAACAGAAUGACAUGAAAAGUACUGUUUUCACUUGCUCAAUUUGCUCACGAUCUUCGGUGCUACUAUAAUAUUAACACGCUAGCACGCGUGCGUCUUGUGUGUGUGUGUGUGUGUGCACAGUUGUUUGUCAACGACGUCGUCAGUAAUCUGGAGACUAAAACAGCAAUGUCAGUCAAUGCAAACUGUACAAUAGUUAAUUCUUGUAUGUUUUACAAAUUCACUGGGUUUGUUACACGUUUUCCUGUUUCUUAUGUGGAGUAAAAGAACCUAUUAUUGUCAUCCAAUACUUUCUUAAUGUCACUGGAGGGAACUUUGUCCAUGGAAUUAUUUAUUUUAUCAGAAUUCAUUCAUCGUCAUAUUAAUUGCAUACCUUCCAUGGACAGAGCUCUCCCAGUUUUUAUUUUCAUCAAGCAAAAGUGAGGGAGUUUGUUUUGUCGUUUACCUGUUGUGAGACCUUAAUUUAUUAAAUGUGUCAAAAUUUAUGUUAAGAUAAUUUAUUGAUAUAUGUUUAUUUGUCAAACCUAAAAGGGAGACGAGACAACAUUGUCAAGCACUCAUUCUCCCAAUUGAUUGGCCAAAGUGAUUUUAAUGGUAAACGUCUAUGUAAAAUUGUAAUGUGAAGGUCAGACACAUGCUGUAGAAAUGCUUACUAUGUUAUUUAUUGUCGGGACUGAGUAAUUUAAGUUAGUUAAACAAGUUGCAAAGUAGUUAUUGGAUUUAGUGUUUUUUGUAGAUAGAACUUUUUAUGGAGUUGACUUGUAGUUUGACUUUCAAUUAGUUCAGAGACAUCUAGUCAGUGUAAUGUCAACAAUGUGGACUAACGUGUAUAUAAGAGAAGACACUAUUUUUUUAGUAAAACAGAUGAAAAAAUGACAUCCAAAAUUAAGGAAAUAAAAUAUGUUGAAAAAUAA